UGUUUAUUUUGCAGCAUGUAAGGACUUUUUUUAGAAGAAUUGUAUCACUAUUCGGAGGUUAAAAGAUCAAUGACGUGAAAGCCUGGUACAACAAAGGUAUGCGUGACCCCCUUUGGCACCGGAGUCAAUCAAGCAGCAAGACGCAACAAAAACCAAGAAAGGAUCCCGCCAAAGUGUCUGGGCGUUUCUUCAAGAUUUCUAAUCUUCCUGUACGUGGUAUAUACAGCUACACAUUUUCUUAAAGCAAGGACAAUGUUUUCUGCGUUGUGGCCAGAAAUCUCCAUCCAGACCAUUGCGCUAUUUUUCGUCGUUUUCCUGACUCUUCAUGUCUUCUUCAAACGACGUAAGAACCUCCCACCGUCACCGAGUGGGAGCUGGCCUGUUGUCGGCCACCUGUUGUCCCUCGGCCGAGCGCCCCACCUGAAGCUUACGGAGUGGAGGAAGCAGUAUGGCGACGUGUACACUGUUCGAAUGGGGAUGGAAGACGUGGUGGUUCUGAACGGCUACCGGGCCAUCAAAGAGGCGCUUGUGGACUACAAGGACGCUUUCUCCAACAGGCCAGACGUCUACUUGCUAAAUCUGAUAUCUGGCUUCGGAAAAGACAUCGCGAUCUCAAAGUUCAACCAAGCCUACAAAGAAAAACGCAAGUUUGCCUACAGUGCGCUGAGAAACCUGGGAAUGAGAAUGGGACCAGGCAGUAUGGAAGAGAACAUCAGAGAAGAGGCUCGUCAGCUCUGUAUGAAGCUGUCCGAGCAAGGGGACGCACAUCCACGUGACAUCGCCGACAACCUGACUGUGUCAGUCGCCAACAUCAUCUGCUCCAUGGUGUUCGGGAAACGUUACGACUACGAUGAUGAAAAGUUCCUCGAACUUUCCAAGAUCGUCAACAAGGUGGCCGCCCAAGUAGGAUCAAGUCAACUAAUGGCUGUUUUUCCUUUUCUGCGGUUCAUACCGGGAGUAAAUUCAACAAACAGGAUUCUUGUCGAAUGCAUUGAAGAGACCCACGCAUUCCUUCGAGAAGAAAUUACACAGCAUCGCGAGACCAUGGACAACGAGAAUCCACGAGACUUCAUCGACCUCCUCCUCAACGAAUUACAGAAGACCGACUGCUUUACUGAGGAGAAUAUUGACUGGAUAAUUCAAGACCUGUUUUUCGCUGGAAUCGAGACCACAGUCACCAGCUUGCGAUGGGGUCUUCUGUUCAUGGUUCUGUGUCCAGAGGAACAACAAAAGGUCCAAGCUGAGCUGGACAGUAUCCUGAGAACAGACCAUGACGUGCCCACCCUGGCUCACAGGUCCCAGCUCCCGUAUACCGAGGCUACUAUCAUGGAAAUCCAGCGCAUCAGGGCCAUCCUUCCUCUCGGUGUUCCUCGCGCCCCUAACGAGGACACGACUUUUCGAGGCUAUGACAUCCCAGCGGGAACGCAGGUUCUUCCCAACCUGUGGUCAGCUCAUAUGGACCCAGAAUACUGGUCGGACCCAGAGAAGUUUGACCCCCGUAGGUUCCUGGACUCUGACGGCAAGGUGGCUACCAGGCCGGAAUCCUACAUGCCCUUUUCUACCGGUCGCCGUGUCUGCCUUGGUGAGCAGCUGGCUAAGAUGGAGCUCUUUCUGAUCUUCUCUUCCCUCCUGAAGCACUUCACCUUCAAGUUGCCAGAGGGCGCCGCUGCACCUUCGACAGAUGGCUGCAUGACAAUAACUUUGGUCCCACCAACAAUCAAUAUGACAAUGUUGGCUGCGUUGUUGUCAGAAGUCUCCAUACGCACCAUCGCGGUAUUUUUGGUCGUUUCCUUCACUCUUCUGGUCUUCUUCAAACGACGUAAGAACCUCCCACCGUCACCGAGUGGGAGCUGGCCUGUUGUCGGCCACCUGUUGUCCCUCGGCCGAGCGCCCCACCUGAAGCUUACGGAGUGGAGGAAGCAGUAUGGCGACGUGUACACUGUUCGAAUGGGGAUGGAAGACGUGGUGGUUCUGAACGGCUACCGAGCCAUCAAAGAGGCGCUUGUGGACUACAAGGAUGCUUUCUCCAGCAGGCCAAACGUCUAUAUGCUGAAUCUAGUAUCUGGCUUUGGAAAAGGCAUAGGGCUCACAAAAUUCGACCACGUCUACAAAGAAAAACGCAAGUUUGCCUACAGUGCGCUGAGAAACCUGGGAAUGAGAAUGGGACCAGGCAGUAUGGAAGAAAACAUCAGAGAAGAGGCUCGUCAGCUCUGUCUGAAGAUGUCAGAACAAGGGGACGCACAGGCACGCGACAUCGCCGACAACCUGACUGUGUCAGUCGCCAACAUCAUCUGCUCCAUGGUGUUCGGGAAACGCUACGACUACGAUGAUGUGAAGUUUGUGGAACUGACCAAGAUUGUAAACAAGCUACACGCCCAACUGAAAUCCAGUCAGCUAAUGACUGUGUUUCCCUUUCUGCGAUUCAUACCGGGAGUAAAUUCAACAAACAGAAUUCUUUUCGAAUACCUUAACGAGGUCCACACAUUCAUUCGACAAGAAAUUACCAAGCAUCGCGAGACCUUGGACAACAAGAAUCCACGAGACUUCAUCGACCUACUCCUCAACGAGCUACAGACCCAAGAGCAUACCGACUGCUUUACAGAAGAGAACAUUGUGUGGAUAGUUCAAGGCCUGUUUCUUGCUGGAGUCGAGACCACGGCCAACUCCUUGCGAUGGGGUCUUCUCUACAUGGUUCUGUGUCCAGAGGAGCAGCACAAGGUUCAAGCUGAGCUGGACAGUGUCCUGGGAGCAGACCAUGACGUGCCCACCCUGGCCCACAGGUCCCAGCUCCCGUAUACCGAGGCUACUAUCAUGGAGAUCCAGCGAAUCAGGGCCAUCCUUCCCCUUAAUCUUCCUCACGCCACGAACGAGGACACGACUUUCCGAGGCUAUGAUAUCCCAGCAGGAACGCAGGUUCUUCCCAACCUGUGGUCAGCUAACAUGGACCCGGAAUUCUGGCCAGACCCAGAGAAGUUUGACCCCCGUAGGUUCCUGGACUCUGACGGCAAGGUGGUUACCAGGCAGGAAUCCUUCCUCCCUUUUUCUGCUGGUGAGUUUUGAUACCCGAACAAAACCACUAGAUGUAUGUUUUAGAGCCACUAUGUUAUAAACCAGUAAUUGGUGUCAUCAA
Molecule: messenger RNA, 3130 nt
Organism: Branchiostoma floridae (Florida lancelet)
Lineage: Eukaryota; Metazoa; Chordata; Leptocardii; Amphioxiformes; Branchiostomatidae
Product: cytochrome P450 2U1-like
Exons: 14
Coding region: 253-3060 (935 amino acids)
Biological process (GO): xenobiotic metabolic process
Cellular component (GO): cytoplasm; intracellular membrane-bounded organelle
Molecular function (GO): heme binding; iron ion binding; oxidoreductase activity, acting on paired donors, with incorporation or reduction of molecular oxygen, reduced flavin or flavoprotein as one donor, and incorporation of one atom of oxygen
Source: RefSeq, a predicted model, not a curated record